GACACGGCCAGAGCACUGAAAGAUAUCCGGUAUUGAUGUAACUGGAGUGAAUAAGGGAACCUUCUUCCUGAGCACAGACAUUGGAGCCUGUUAUCAGCAUGAACUCAUAUGUGUUAGACAAACACGUGAAUAGUUCAUAUCUAUCCUUCACUACAGGAAGCAUCAGAAUGAUACCGCAAACUCCAAAAAUCUUAGACACUAAUGUUUAUUCACAAACAUUGGGGAUAUCACAGCAGAUAUUUAAAGAUGAUGAUGAAUUGGCAGGAACAGGGAAGCAAUCAUUAUGUACAGAGAGUAAUUUAGUCAUCAAACAAGAGGACAUGUAUGACUUAUCUAGUUCAAUGAUUAUCCCAGAAGAUAAACCACACACAUUUAUUGAGUUUUCAAAAUAUAUUAAAGAAGGGAAAAGUCUACAGUCUAACCAAAUGAUUCAUACAAAGGAGAAACCUUUCAAAUGUACAGAAUGUGAGAAAAGCUUUAGAUGGAAGUCUCAUCUACUAGAACACCACAAAAUUCACACAGGUGAGAAACCACACAUAUGUACUGAGUGCGACAAAUGUUUUACACAAAUUGAUAAUCUGAAAACUCAUAAAAAGAUUCACACAGGAGAAAAGCUUUUCACGUGUACAGGGUGUGGAAAACGUUUUACAGAAAAGAGUAAAAUGAAAAAUCAUGAAAGGAGUCACACAGGAGAAAAGCUUUUCACAUGUACAGAUUGUGGAAAAAGUUUUACAGUGAAGAGUCAUCUGAAAAAGCAUGAAAGGAGUCACACAGGAGAAAAGCCUUUCAUGUGUACAGAUUGUGGGAAAUGUUUUACCGAAAAAAGUAAUCUGAAAAAUCAUGAAAGGAUUCACACAGGGGAAAAACCUUUCACGUGUACAGAGUGUGGAAAAUGUUUUACACAAAUAAAUAAUCUGAAAACUCAUAAAAAGAUUCACACAGGAAAAAAGCCUUUCACAUGUACAGAGUGUGGAAAAUGUUUUACACAAAAGAGUGAACUGAAAUAUCAUGAGAGGAUUCACACAGGAGAAAAGCCUUUCAUAUGUACAGAGUGUGGAAAAAGUUUUACACGAAAGAGUGAUAUGAAAAGUCAUGAAAGGAUUCACACAGGAGAAAAGCCUUUCACAUGUACAGAGUGUGGAAAAAGUUUUACACGAAAGAGUGAUAUGAAAAAUCAUGAAAGGAGUCACACAGGAGAAAAGUAUUUUACAUGUACAGAGUGUGGAAAAAGUUUUACACUAAAGGGUGAUCUGAAAAAGCAUGAAAGGAUUCACACAGGAGAAAAGCCUUUCACGUGUACAGAGUGUGGAAAACGUUUUACACAAAUAAUUAGUCUGAAAUAUCAUGAAAGGAUUCAUACAGGAGAAAAGCCUUUCACAUGUACAGAGUGUGGAAAAAGUUUUACACGAAAGAGUGAUAUGAAAAAUCAUGAAAGGAGUCACACAGGAGAAAAGUCUUUUACAUGUACAGAGUGUGGAAAAUGUUUUACACAAAAGAGUGAACUGAAAUAUCAUGAGAGGAUUCACACAGGAGAAAAGCCUUUCACAUGUACAGAGUGUGGAAAAAGUUAUAUACUAAAGAGUCGUCUGAAAAGUCAUGAAAGGAUUCACACAGGAGAAAAGCCAUUCACAUGUACAGAGUGUGGAAAAAGUUUUACACGAAAGAGUGAUAUGAAAAAUCAUGAAAGAAUUCACACAGGAGAAAAGCCAUUCACAUGUACAGAGUGUGGAAAAAGUUUUACACUAAAGGUUGAUCUGAAAAAGCAUGAAAGGAUUCACACAGGAGAAAAGCCAUUCACAUGUACAGAGUGUGGAAAAAGUUUUACACUAAAGGGUGAUCUGAAAAAGCAUGAAAGGAUUCACACAGGAGAAAAGCCGUUCACAUGUACAGAGUGUGGAAAAAGUUUUACACUAAAGGGUGAUCUGAAAAAGCAUGAAAGGAUUCACACAGGAGAAAAGCCUUUCACAUGUACAGAGUGUGGAAAAAGUUUUACACUAAAGGGUGAUCUGAAAAAGCAUGAAAGGAUUCACACAGGAGAAAAGCCUUUCACAUGUACAGAGUGUGGAAAAAGUUUUACACUAAAAUUGAAGUCUCAUCUACUAGAACACCACAAAAUACACACAGGUGGGAAACCACACACUUGUACUGAGUGCGGCAAAUGUUUUACACGAAAGAGUGAGCUGAAAACUCAUGAAAGAAUUCACACAGCAGAAAAGCCUUUCACAUGUACAGAGUGUGGAAAAAGUUUUACACAUAUGAGUAAUCUGAAAACUCAUGAAAGGAUUCACACAGGAGAAAAGCCUUUCACAUGUAAAGAGUGUGGAAAAUGUUUUACAGAAAAGAGUAAACUUAAAACUCAUGAAAGGAUUCACACAGGGGAAAAGCCUUUCACAUGUACAGAGUGCGGAAAACUUUUUACAGAGAAGAGUGAUCUGAAAAAGCAUGAAAGGAUUCACACAGGAGAAAAGCCUUUCAUAUGUACAGAGUGUGGAAAAAGUUUUACACAUAUGAGUAAUCUGAAAAAGCAUGAAAGGAUUCACACAGGAGAAAAGUCUUUCACAUGUACAGAGUGUGGAAAAAGUUUUACAAAGAAGAGUAAUCUGAAAACUCAUGAAAGGAGUCACACAGGGGAAAAGCCUUUCACAUGUACAGAGUGUGGAAAAAGUUUUAACGAAAAAAGUAAUCUGAAAACUCAUGAAAGGACUCACACAGGAGAAAAGCCUUUCACAUGUACAGAGUGUGGAAAAAGUUUUACAAAGAAGAGUAAUCUGAAAACUCAUGAAAGGAGUCACACAGGGGAAAAGCCUUUCACAUGUACAGAGUGUGGAAAAAGUUUUCCACAUAAGAGUAAUCUGAAAACUCAUGAAAGGAGUCACACAGGAGAAAAGCCUUUCACAUGUAAAGAGUGUGGAAAAAGUUUUACACAAAUAGUUGGUCUGAAAAGUCAUGAAAGGAUUCACACAGGAGAAAAGCCUUUCACAUGUACAGAGUGUGGAAAAAGUUUUACGCUAAAGGGUGAUCUGAAAAAGCAUGAAAGGAUUCACACAGGGGAAAAGCCGUUCACAUGUACAGAGUGUGGAAAAAGUUUUACAGUAAAGAGUGAUCUGAAAAACCAUGAAAGGAUUCACACAGGAGAAAAGCCGUUCACAUGUACAGAGUGUGAAAAAAGUUUUACACAAAUAGAUAGUCUGAAAAGUCAUGAAAGGAUUCACAAGGGAAGAAACCUUUCACAUGUUUAGAAAGUAGGGUUGCCACCUUUUGCCCAGCCGAUUCCCUGACACUUUGCAAAUGGCCGUGGUUGAGGGUGUGGCUAGGGGUGUGGCCUUAAAAUAUAUUUUACUAUUUUUUGGUCUGCCAGUAAAGGAUUGAGUGUUAUAAUGUUUAAUUUAAUACACACACAACAACGAUAGCUAGAUAUAGUCAGAUAUAUACAGUUUGGUAGACAGACUGACAGAAAGGUAUAUACAUAAACGGAUAAAGACAUAUAUAUAUAUACAUUAGUAGAUACAGACAUAUAAACUGAUGGAUAGAAAACAGAUAGGCAUAAAGAGAUAGAUAUAUAUAUAAAUAGAUACAGACUAGUAGAUAGUUACUCAAAUAUAAACAGACCAGUGGUGUCACUAGGGGAGUACAGACCGCACCCGGUUGACACCCUCCAAAAGGUGACACCACCACAUUAAUUUAACAUUCAUUAAUCAUGACACUGUUUUUGUUUUUUACUUUCCUAAUGAUGUGCUGGUGGUGGUGCCUUGCAAGAUAGAAUGGCCAAGGAGUCCUCCAUGCUAAGGCAGAUGCAGGGGGUGUUUAGCACAGAGGCAGGGGCCAGGGCUUCCCUAGCUAAGCAUCAUGCUCGAGAUUAAGUGACGUCAUUAUUGAUGUACGGUGCUGUGCCGCGCACUGGCUUUAACAGUCCUCCAGGCUGUAACACUCAGCCACCCACAGUGCCUCCCCCAUUUGAGGAAUACUAUUACAGCAGAACAGUGGGUGCUAUAGUGGUCCUGAGCAUCUCACUGGAUUAUCUCUACUUGCCAGCUACUGACUGAAGCCCGUUUGUGAUGCACAUAUAUAUAUUUGUGUAUGUAAAUAAAUAUAUAUAACUUGGGUGGGGGUUGACACCAUGAGUUACCACACCGGGUGACACCAAGCCUAGUGACGCCACUGCAACAGACAGAUAUAGAGAGAUAAUAGACAGAUAGAGAGACAGAGAACAAUACAAAUAGACAGAGAUAAAUAAACCGAUAGGUAUACAGAAAGAUGAGCAGAAAGAGUCAUAUAAGGAAGAUUUAAACCGAACUUGAUGACAAAACAUUUUAUAUUAACAAAGAAAUGCAUUAAAAAAUUAUGUAAAUGCUGAGACAUUUUUAUUAGGUGGCCAACAACGAAGUUGCAGGACAACCUAUUGUUAAUGUCAGAAUUAUUAUUUUUAUUAUUCCGCCUAUUUUUCUAUUGUCCAUAACUCUUGAACUGCUAAAGCAAAGCUCUUGAAAUCAGGUAUGCUGGUACAGCCUAUUGCUCUGCUACAUCUCAUGCAAUAUUGAACUCAUAGGUCAUAAGGUUAGGCAGCCAUAUUGUUUUUUACGAAAAAUUUUGAGAAACGCUUAAAAAUCUUCAGCUCUGGAACUGCUAAUGUUACAACUUUGAAACUUGCUGUGCUCAGUGCUGCUAAGACCUAGAAUUUCCAUUGCUCAACAGAAGUGCCUUGGUCACAUGAUGUAGCAGCCAUCUUGCAUUUUGCAAAAAUGUGCACUUUAUGCAUUUGUUUUGUAAUAGUUGCAUGAUUACACAUAGUCAUAACCCUCAAAGACAAUAUUGCAGUUAAAAUUUGCACUGCGCAGUCGCAUUUGUGAAAUAAAAUAUUUGCAAAUGUUCAAGAAACUUCUGCAAAUUGUAGAGAGCAUUAGUAUGUGCAAUUUGAAAGCCAUGCAUUGCAUAGCUUGGCGGCCAUUUAGUUUCGUAUGCGCUUUUUUUAAAACUACAAAAAUCUCUGAAACCGCUUAUAACACGGACUUGAAAUUUUGUUUAUAGAUUUAUCGUAUGACUAAAAUUCAGAUUUGUUCAAAAGAUGUUGAUAGGUCAUGUGGUUUGGCAGCCAUUUUGAAUUGUUAAAAAAUGCUUAACAAUAUUUUUAAUUAAUAAUAAAAAAAGUUUUACAAAAAUGCUUUAUUUUUGCCAUGUUUAUUGACAUCUAUGGUGAAAACUAAUGUGCAUAAUAUGGAGACUGUAUAUCAUAUGAUGUGGCAGCCAUUUUGUUUUAUACAAUAAUUUCGAAAACCUAUUUUCUCUGCAACCGCUUAUGCUAGAACUGUGAAACUUGCUGUAUAACCUUAUAUUGUGGCCUACAGUCACAGUUGUUCUUGUUGAAGGAAUUGGUCACAAACUGUGGCAGCCAUAUUGGUUUAUGCGAAAAUGUCGAAAAUGUGUUUUCUUUGCAACCGCUUAUGUUAAAACACAUCACAAACCACAUCACAAAACACCAAUUAUUUACACACAAACUUUAUAUACACAGUGUACAAACCUUUUUACAAUUAUCCUAAAGAGGACAAACUCUCUAAAUAGAAGCAUCAAAAAGGAUCCUAUUGUAAAUAAUACUUUUUAAAUCCCAGUUAUAAAAGCCUCAGAUUGGAAGUGCUCUCCUGUUGUCCUUUGUUCCUCUAUAUAUGUGCACCUCAGUUUCUCUCAUAUCAAUGUGAUAGAAUACAAACACCACAAAGGAAUAUACAGAUCUGUCCUCAUACUGACCAGUUUACACAGCCAUUCACCACCAAAGCACCCCAGUGUUGUUUAUUAAUAUGCCAGUGUUAGGAGUUGUACGUUUGUUUUAUAUAGGGGAGGAAAUAAUUACAUUUACAGAAUAAAGGAGUCUUUAUAUGAAUAGAGUGUUAAAGAAUUAUAUAAACAAGAACAUCAGUCUCAAAUGAUUGACAUCUGGGAGAUAUAUUUAAUUUGCACAUCAUGUGGAUAAACCUUUUCUUAUAGCAAUAGAUGCUUAGCAUUGUACAUGUUAUAUACCAGAGGAAUUACUGAGGGGGAACUGAUUUUAUUUAAUGAGACACAAUAUCAGUAACCGGUACAUACGUGAUCAUAAUCAGUUUAAUUUAAAUGGCUACUAUAACCUACAUGUAUACUGGGUAUGUAAUAUGUGUGUCAUGUGAUCAUAAACAGUUUAAUUUAAAUGGCUAUUUUAACCUACAUGUAUACUGGGUAUGUAAUAUGUGUGUCAUGUGAUCAUAAUCAGUUUAAUUUAAAUGGCUACUAUAACCUACAUGUAUACUGAGUAUGUAAUAUGUGUGUCAUGUGAUCAUAAUCAGUUUAAUUUAAAUGGCUACUAUAACCUACAUGUAUACUGGGUAUGUAAUAUGUGUGUCAUGUGAUCAUAAUCAGUAUAAUUUAGAUGGCUACUAUAACCUACAUGUAUACUGGGUAUGUAAUAUGUGAGUCAUGUUCUGUAACUUGAUAUUAUGUCUGUUAGAUGUUUUCAUGUUAGUUAGAAGCCACAAGAACUGAUAAUAGCACAUACUGUAUAUAUAAAGGGAACAUUAUAUGUCUGAUAAAUCCCUUUGUAUCAAGAGCACAAGUGUUAGGUAUAUUUAUACCAUGUGUGCAUAUAUCAUGUAAUGCUGCUGUUUACUAUAUAAUGAUAUACAAUGUUUUUUCAUGCAAAUAAAAAGUGAUUGUAAUCCA
Bombina bombina (fire-bellied toad) is the source of this 6681-nucleotide messenger RNA. Its product is annotated as zinc finger protein 585A-like. Gene Ontology annotation, molecular function: DNA-binding transcription factor activity, RNA polymerase II-specific; RNA polymerase II cis-regulatory region sequence-specific DNA binding. The transcript is spliced from 3 exons. Gene Ontology annotation, biological process: regulation of transcription by RNA polymerase II. The record is from RefSeq and is a predicted model, not a curated record. NCBI's taxonomy places the organism in Eukaryota, Metazoa, Chordata, Amphibia, Anura, Bombinatoridae. The coding region runs from base 99 to 3239 and encodes 1046 amino acids.